Messenger RNA from Eucalyptus grandis, 878 nucleotides. RefSeq names its product blue copper protein. Gene Ontology annotation, cellular component: plasma membrane. Bases 76 to 663 code for a protein of 195 amino acids. The record is from RefSeq and is a predicted model, not a curated record. Gene Ontology annotation, molecular function: electron transfer activity. The transcript is spliced from 2 exons. Lineage: Eukaryota; Viridiplantae; Streptophyta; Magnoliopsida; Myrtales; Myrtaceae.
ACGGCAUUCCAUCGAAACUCAACGAUUACUCUCUCUCUCUCUCUCUCUCUCUCUCUCAAAAGACAUAAACAUAAGAUGGCAGGAGCUGGUCUUUUGAUGCUUGGUGCGACUGUACUGCUGCAGCUGGUGUUACCAAGUUUGGCGACGGUUUACACGGUGGGUGACACGGGGGGUUGGGUGAUGGGGACGGACUACACCACUUGGACGAGCGGCAAGACCUUCUUGGUCGGCGACAGCCUCGUGUUCAACUACGGAGGAGGCCACACCGUGGACGAGGUGAGCAAGAGCGACUACGACGCGUGCACCGCCGCGAACGUCAUCAGCACCGACAGCAGCGGUGCCACCACCAUUCCCCUCAAGACCGCCGCGACCCACUACUUCAUCUGCGGGGCAGCCGGCCACUGCAGCAGCGGCAUGAAGCUCGCCGUCAGCGUGAAAGCCGGGUCGUCACCAACCGCCACGCCUCCGACCUCCGGGGGCUCCCCUGCCACCACCACCACCACCCCAUCGCCGCCUUCGACCACCACCGCGACCCCCACCACUCCCACCACCACGGCCACUACCGUCACGACGAAGUCCAGCUCCGAAAAUAUUGUGUCGCCGGUCGUGGCAUUGGUGAUGGCUAGUCUGGUCUGUUUGUAUGAGUUGGCUUUUCUUUCGUGAUUUGCCAGGAUAGGGGCAGUGCACAUGGUCAUCUCAUUAUAGUAUUUGUGGUUCCAUUGCUUUGAAUUUCGAUUUGAUUUUUUGUUGACUUUGCUUUACUGUAAUUGCAAUCAUCAUUUAGUAGUUGGUCGUACGAGAUGAGAACAUAAGGCGUGGGAGUAUUGUAAAUUAUUCCGUUGGUAUCAGAAACAACGUGAGUCUCAUUAAAAGCUUAA